AAUGAGACUCAUCGACUGUUGUAAGAGUCCUUUUCGGAUGGAGGAAUUCAUGACACCCCCUGAAGAACCUUUCGCCAUACUGUCCCACACAUGGCAGGAUGAAGAAAUAACAUUCCAAGACUUUGCGGACGAUGCCUUGCGCACCUCAAGGAAAGGUUGGGGAAAAGUCCAGAGAACAUGUCUGGAAGCUCAGCAGCUCGGAUAUAGAUAUGUUUGGAUUGACUCUUGUUGCAUCGAUAAGACGAGCAGUGCCGAAUUGACGGAGUCUAUCAACUCCAUGUUCCAGUGGUACAGCGAUGCUGAUACCUGUCUCGUCUACCUUUUCGAUUUUCAUUCGAGCGUUAGUGGCACCAGCAUGUUGAGUAGCGCCCGCUGGUUUUCCCGGGGAUGGACCUUACAGGAAUUAGUGGCUGCAAAGAAGGUCAGGUUCUAUGAUGUCUCCUGGCAGUUCUUUGGUACAAGAGAAACCUUGCAUAAUGAGCUGGUACACAUUACCCACAUCAGUCCAGAGGUCCUUUCGCCACCCCCGAACAUCCAGGUUCGAGAUUUGUUAGAUGCCAUCCCAAUCGCCAAGCGCAUGUCUUGGGCGACAAACCGAUUUACCAAAAAGCCCGAGGACAUAGCUUACUGUUUGAUUGGACUAUUCGAUGUCAACAUGCCUCUUCUGUACGGCGAAGGGGCACAGAAAGCCUUUGUUCGGCUCCAAGAAGAGAUCAUCCGCGACAACAACGACCUAAGCAUCUUCGCAUGGAAGUCGCGCGAUGAAGAUUCCAGAACACUCCGAGGUAUCUUUGCAAACAGUCCCUCUGAGUUCUACGAUGCGCAAAAUCUGAUACUUGAUCACGAUGUAAAGUUCAAUCCGGACUAUGUGAUUUCGAACAAGGGCCUGCGGAUCCAGACAUUUUUGCAUCCAAGGAAAAAUUCGGAAUAUCUUGUGAUGCCACUCCGAUGUCGAUCCGAAGGGGCAAUGAAGCCACAGCUCGGGAUCAUUCUUACAGACAUUGGCGCCAGUGUCUAUGUUCGAGCGGAACCUCAUAUCUUAGCCAACCUACGCCUAGAUACUCCUUCCUUGGGCGGAAACAGUAUAUUCGUAUCAAAGAAAGCUGUUGCAAGAAUUGGACCGGUGGCGGAGAAGUCUACAGCUGUCGAUAAGAUAGGCACUAUCAACUUCAAAAUCUUGGACAGAAACAAGCACGUCGCUUCGGCAACGCUACUAGAGGCGGAGCCGAAGGAACUGUGGUAUGCGCGAAAUCAAGUAUUCGUUACGCGCGGACUUCGAAGUUUCACUGGAUUUCUCAGAUAUCAGAUUCUUACGCAGACGAAUGUUAUGGGGACAGUUGUGGUCGCGUGCGGGUUCACCGAGAGAGGCGUCGCAUGGGUGGCCUUCGAGGAUAAUCAAGGCGAUAUGAUUGAUGCUUCUCUCAAAAAGGACCUAUUUAAGAUAGCCGAGAUUGGUCCUCGGACAGGUAGCUUGAAGAACCGGAAACAUGACUUGACUUUUGGGAGAAAGCAAUUACAAUUUGGCUGGGUUAAGAUCAAUUGUGAGGUACAGGCUAACGACGGUGAGCUUGCUCUGAAUCUGACUACAUCGACUUCAAGGGCAUGCGACUGCUUCACAGCAACAAUAACUUCUUCACUAACAGGUUGCGGUGUUCCACAACCAUGCCAACCGUGUAUAAAAGUAGAAACAACUGUCAUCCCCGGUCACAACAGCCGCUGCUCAGAAACCCCGACAAUUACAUCCUAUAUACCUUGCAGCACACAGUGUCCUAAAGGCUGUCCCACUUCUAUCUACACCUCUACAGCCCGCUACACAUGUGCUCGGCCCACCCCAAGUCUAUCUUUGACAUCUACCUUGUCUGCGGCCUCUAACUCACCCACGCCAAUCCCAAGUUCGGUCACAUCUUCGGCCAUCGGAAAAGAGGGUGACGCAUGUGGUCGCUUCAGGAUACCUCGCGAUCCCCUGUGCGGCGCCGGAUUAACAUGCGUACUCGACGAUCCACGAGUCCCAGAUAAAGGCGGCAUCUGCCUACCGAGCUCGGUGACGGUAUCGCAUACCCCAACCCCCAAACCGACCUUGAUAAUUGGUAAGGAAGGCGACAAAUGUGGUGCCUUUGUACCGAUCGGAAACCCGGCUGGCGCUAUCUGCGAUACGGGCCUCCGGUGUGUUUUGACGGACCCUCAGAUCCCCGAUUUAGGUGGCAUCUGCAGGAAAGCAACAUCACAGUCGCCCCCUACAACAACAAGCUGGAUGACUAUAACCUCGUUGACAUCAUCUGAGCCAGCCGGUCCAAUUACGAAAAGUACCCGGCCCUGCCCAACGAAGACUGUGACGUCCCCAGAUCACUGCCCGGAGGAUUUGCUUGGAUGCCCGUACGACUGCAUUGCUUUGAGCACGACGACAGUGCCUCCGACGUCGAUCAUAGGUUGUCCAACUACGACACCAACAAAUACUAUCACUAUGUCUAGAUUCUGCAGGUAUACUUGCUAUGGCGCUUGUAGCACAAGCUGGAUUACAAGUACAGCCACGAGCUGGUAGUGUGAACGUCUCUGCCGGUAGUGGCGCUCGGUUGUGUAAUUCUGUGGCGAAAUUUUGAUAGUUACUUGACGGCGUGGAAGCGUCGCGAUAAAUUGAUACAGCUUGAAAGUGACAGUCAAAGCAUCCCACCCGAAGUAUUUUACCAGCUUUUUUGUUAGGAUGCUAUGAGUGGCAUUUGGGGAUUAUUUGCCCUUUCUCGACUCCAAGUGUCUAGCGCAUCCCAGUCAAUGCAUUGUUGCCGUGAAGUUGAGCUUGAGUCCAGAAACUUCGAGUCUUUAUCCUCUGGCCG
Molecule: messenger RNA, 2828 nt
Organism: Periconia digitata
Lineage: Eukaryota; Fungi; Ascomycota; Dothideomycetes; Pleosporales; Periconiaceae
Source: the annotation of a GenBank genome assembly